GAAUGCAUCAACAAAUAAAAAUUCCACCACCAUCACAAAAUGGCAAAUAUUCCAGAAUUCGAUAUUGAUAUCUUUUCGAACUCAGGAGGAGAUCAACCAUUGCAGAAAACAAAACAGAUCUCAGAACCCGUCGCGAACACAGGCACAAUGCCUUUACAGAAUUCAAUUGAUCUUCCCAUUUUACCAGGACCUCCUUCGAGUACACCAAUUGGUCCUAGAACUCAGACACGAACAGCACAAUAUGGAAUGCCGCAGAGAACACAGAUAGACAAUCAGAGCCAUUAUAGCAAUUACAACCAGAAGAAUGAUAGGAACCAUGCGACCCGACCGCCAAUUUCACACAGAGGUCGCGGCGUUCGUGGCAUGUCCCGACAGAUUCGGCAUACGAAAGAAAAGAUAUUUUGCCCUAGGUGCUUGAAAGACGACCAUAAGCUCAAAGAUUGCGUCAACUGUUCCCACGAUGGAUAUAUGGACGGUUGUCCAAAAUGCGGGACACUUGACCACCAAUUUUUCGAAUGUCAUAUGUCAUUGAAACCAAACGAAGAAUAUCAUUUUACAAGACAUUGUAGGAGAAAUAGACCACCUUGGAGAUUGAGGAAGGAUCACAGAGAUUGCCGAAAAAUACUUGAUGGCAAAGAUAUGAGCGAACCUGAUGACAUACCCUGGACGGCUGCGUUUUCAAAGAGAAACAUCAACAGCGUCCUGCCAAGAACAGUCGUAGAUCCUGCCUGGCAGAAUUACGACUCAGUACCAAUGCAGAUAUCAGAGUCACAGCAGCAUCAUAUCCCGGGGUUCUCCACACAAUGGAGUUGGGAUAGGACAAAGUUCACUACGCCACCCAAGAAACCAAGUUCACUUGGUCAAUUUCGAAGACCAUCCAACCAGAAUCAAGAGGAUGAAUAUGAUGGAAGCUAUUACGCAGAUGAUGAAGUUCCUGGGUACAUUCCCGAUGGAACAGAAGAUGAUACUGAUUGGCCGUCAAAGGACUUGGUCGUUAGAGAGUGGACGAUGAGACAAGAAAAGGUUAGAAAAAGUAUUCCAAGACUGCGAGCACAGCCCCCACCGUCCUCAACUCAAGCUGUCAAUAUCAGUAUCAAGAAAAGAGGGAUUAGUAUCACGAGUGGUGAUGCUCGCAUACAGAUCAAUGUUGACGGUAACGAAACAUUUGAAAGUACACCAGAAACAGAAACCUUCGAAGUAGCGCGUAAGCGUACAUCAAAUGAGGCAGCAUUAGAAGAAUCUAGCCGCAAAAAGUUCCGUCCCAUGGAAGAUGCCUCUAUAGAUGUGAACCUACUUAAUCGGGUCAAAGAUCGAGUCAGCCUAAAUCAAACUAGGUUGGAUUUUAUGGAUGUUGAUUCCACAGAACCAUCCCGUAUAGAACCGAUAGCACCACGUCGUCGCAUGCCGGGGUCAGAAAGCAUAGAACCACCGCGCAGGCGUUUACCAGGUUCCGAAAAUAUAGAACUCAAUGAGCGAGAUAGGCAGAGGCAACCUGACACCAUCAAGUAUCGAGCUGGUAUAAUGGGCGACUAUCAGGUGUACAAAAAAUGCAUCAAGUGUGGUAGCACCGAGCACCUAUCAUACCAGCCGGCUUGCCCACUCCAUAGGUCAAACCAAAAGUAAAGUCAGUGGAUGGUUGGACUAUUCCUCAUUGGAGGAAGGGGGAUAUGGUUAUGGAACGUUCUUAUUUGAGAAUGGAAGACAUGUAAAGUUUAAUCUCAUUGGAGAAUCUAGGUGAGGGCAGUGGUUAUAGCUGGAAUAUGUUCUCAUUGGAGAAUGAAAGGGAAUAUGGUGAACUGAGGGCCAAACGAAAAUUGAAGUUCUCAUUUGAGAAUGAGCUUGUACCCUUUCAUUCUCAUUUGGGAAUGUAGUAAAGAUGGCGGUUCGAGAGGCGGUUGUGAGGAGAUGACGUUGAUUUUUAGUGAAUGUGGGGCAUGCAAACAUUAUGUAAUGCAAUGCAGCUGAUAUGUAAGCGCCCUACA
Messenger RNA from Botrytis cinerea B05.10, 1982 nucleotides. RefSeq lists its product as hypothetical. The coding region runs from base 40 to 1623 and encodes 527 amino acids. Gene Ontology annotation, molecular function: zinc ion binding; nucleic acid binding. The record is from RefSeq and is a predicted model, not a curated record. The transcript has a single exon. NCBI's taxonomy places the organism in Eukaryota, Fungi, Ascomycota, Leotiomycetes, Helotiales, Sclerotiniaceae.